GUCCCUCGCAGGCUGCCGUCCCUCUCUGUCUGUUGCCUUAGAGCUGGAUGUCAUCGGGUCGGAUCAUGCUGACCCUUCUCCGCUACCGGACUGCACUUCACUGGAUCCCCUGGAGAGUCAGGGCGGCCUCGGGGGUAGCCAGCAGCAAUGAAAGCCCAGGGCAGAGGAAGUACAGGGACACCGUGCUGCUACCGCACACAGAAUUCCCUAUCAAGAGGAGCCCAGAGGACACUGUGCAGACUGAGCUGCGUGUGCAGGAGGAAUGCAACUUUUCACAACUGUACUCCUUGCAAAGAGAGAGAAAAACGAAAAAAGAGUUUAGUCUUCACGAUGGACCUCCCUACGCCAAUGGAGACCCUCAUGUUGGCCAUGCUUUAAACAAGAUUCUAAAGGACAUAACAAACCGUUUCCAUAUGAUGAGGGGCUACAAGGUGAGCUAUGUGCCAGGAUGGGAUUGCCAUGGUUUGCCAAUUGAGUUAAAAGCCUUAGCAGACCUUGGAGAGGAAGCCGAAAAUCUAUCUGCCACAGAGAUCAGACGUAAAGCCAAAGAAUUUGCUGAAAAGGCCAUUGAGAAGCAGCGAUCCUCAUUCAUUCGCUGGGGUAUAAUGGCAGAUUGGAAUAAAUGUUACUACACAUUUGACCCGAAGUAUGAAUCAAAGCAGUUAGACAUAUUCUACAAUAUGUAUGACAAGGGUCACAUAUAUCAGGAUUACAAACCCGUAUUCUGGUCUCCGUCAACAAGAACCGCCCUGGCUGAAGCAGAACUAGAAUACAAUCCGCAACACAUCAGCCGAUCAAUCUAUGCAAAAUUCCCAUUUCAAAAACCACCUCCCAAGCUGGCAUCCAUUUUAGACGGCACCUCCGCAGUCAGCGUUCUAGUGUGGACAACUCAACCCUGGACAAUUCCUGCUAAUCAGGCCAUCUGUUACAUGCCUGGUACAGAUUAUUCACUAGUAAAGUGUGCAAAUACUGGGGAGCAUUACAUUCUGGCUGCGGAUCGAAUUGAUACUACAGCACAUUCCCUUGGAACCCGUCUUGAAGUUAUUUCAACCUUUAAAGGAGGAGAUUUGGAGAAUGGUGUCUGUGGGCACCCAACAAUACCUGAGCGCUCAUCUCCUCUCCUACCAGCAAAUCAUGUUACCAUGGCAAAGGGCACAGGCUUGGUGCACACUGCGCCUGCACACGGCAUAGAGGAUUACAGUGUGGCCUCUCAUCACAAGUUGUCUGUUGAUUGUUUGGUGGAUGAAGCUGGCUGUUUUACUGCAGAUGCUGGAACAGAACUAGAAAGCAAACCUGUGCUCAGUGAUGGAAAUGAGGCUGUCAUACAGAUGCUCCUCGGCUCAAAGAAUCUGUUAAAAGAAGAGAGUUUUGUGCAUAGUUACCCAUAUGACUGGAGGACCAAGAAACCCGUAAUCAUCCGUGCCAGCAAACAGUGGUUUGUCAAUACGGCUAACAUUAAAGCCAAGGCACAGGAGACUUUGAAAAAGGUGAAAUUUAUUCCAGCCUCAGCUUCCAGUAGAAUGUUGGAGAUGCUUGAUCGUCGCACAUACUGGUGCAUAUCAAGGCAAAGGAGCUGGGGAGUCCCUAUUCCAGUGUUUUAUCAUAAGGAGAGUGGAGAACCCCUCAUCAACAGACAUAGCAUUGGACAUAUUGCUAAACUUGUUGAGCAGCAUGGCAGUGAUGUGUGGUGGACUCUCCCUCUGGAAGAACUGCUCCCUAAGUCUGUCCUCCAAAAGGCUGGUAACGCUUCUGACGUACAAGACUUUGAACAGGGACGUGAUGUUUUGGACAUCUGGUUUGACAGUGGAACAUCGUGGGCUCAUGUUUUGGAAGAUCCUGAGCAAAGAGCUGAUGUUUACAUGGAAGGAAAAGACCAGCUAGGAGGUUGGUUUCAGUCCUCUUUACUCACCAGUGUGGCAGUUAGAAAUAAAGCACCCUAUAAAAAUGUUAUUGUUCAUGGAUUCACUUUAUCUGAAAAAGGAGAAAAAAUGUCUAAAUCAGUUGGAAAUGUAGUGGAUCCAGAUGUCAUUAUCAAUGGAGGGCAGGAUAAAGUUAAGGAGCCUGCUUAUGGGGCAGAUGUCUUACGCUGGUGGGUGGCAGAGUCCAAUGUGUUUACUGAAGUGCUAAUUGGACCCAUGGUACUUAAUUCUGCAAGAGAUGACAUCAAUAAGUUACGGAACACAUUGCGGUUCAUGUUGGGGAACCUCUCUGGUUACAGCCCAGAAACAGACACCAUCCCCAGCACAGAGAUGUACGUCAUAGACCAGUACAUGCUGCAUGUAUUGCAGGACUACGCCAGCAAGGUUACAGAGGCAUACAAGGGAUACGAUUUUGGGAAAGUUAUUCGCCUGCUUGAAGCCUUCAUUACAAGAGACUUGUCUUCAUUCUACUUUAGUAUUAUAAAGGACAGGCUUUACUGUGAAGAAGAGAGAGACCCCAAACGGCUUUCCUGCCAAACUGUUUUAGCUCAGGCAUUGGAUAUUGUAGUUCGCUCAUUUGCUCCAAUUCUGCCCCAUUUAGCAGAAGAGGUUUUUCAGUAUAUACCCUAUAAAAAAGAAUCAGUUUUCAGCAGUGGCUGGAUCCAGCCUAACACUGUGUGGAAGAAGCCAGGGCUGGUUGAAGCAGUAGAGGCUGCAUGUUCAAUCAGAGAUGUGUUUCUGGAUCAUCCCGGCAAGAAUGCUGCAGAAUGCGAAGUAACCAUUGUGAUUGAGCCUGGGGUAUACUUUGAAUUAAUGGAGACGUUGCAGACUGAAGAGACGUCUAGAACAUCCCAGCUGAAUGAGUUGCUGAUGUCUUCCAGCACCACCCUGGUCACUGAGGUCCCCAUGGACCUCCCAGGAGAUGUCUCCUUAAUUAAAGGUUCAUUCCUUAUCAAUUUGGAAGGUGGGGACAUUUGCGAAGAAGAAGCUUAUAAAGUUAUAGUACAGCAAAGUACAAAACAACGCUGCCCGCGCUGCAGGAAGUUCACAGCGGAGUCAUCUGUAGCACCUUGCCCUCGGUGUCUCGAAGCCAUUGCUGGAAAGUGGAGUCAAUAAUCUAAAACCAUCUUGCGAUCAUUGUGUAAAUGUAUAGAAAUAUUGUGUGCUCUAUUUCAAUCUCAGAACCAAAGCACCAACAACUUUAAUAUUAGCAAACACUGUAUAAAGUACUUAAAGGGAUAGGAAAGUCAAAAUGAAACUUGCAUGAUUCAGAUAGAGCAUGUCAUUUUAAGACACUUUUAAAUUCACUUCUAUUUUCAAAUGUGCUUUGUGCUCCUAGUAUUUCUUGUUGAAAAGGAAUACACAUAUCCUACACUAUUGAGAGCUAGCUGAUAAUUGGUGCCUGCACACUUUUGUCUCUUGUGAUUGGCUGAUUAAAUGUGUACAUCUUGCUGCCAGUAGUGCAAUGCUGUUCCUUCAGCAAAGGAUAUCAAGAGAAUGAAGCAAAUUUGAUAAUAGAAGAAAAUUAGAAAGGUGUUUAAAACUGUAUGUUGUAUCCAAAUCAUGAAAGAAAGUUUUGGGGUUUCCUGUCCCUUUAAUCUAUGUAAUACAUUUUGUGACCCAGCGUUAGAAGAGACCCUGCUUAUUGCAUAAAAACAUUUGUGUAUCUGACUUAUUUUGAAAAACCUACUAACUCCUUUACUCUGAGGGCCCUAGUCUUGUCAAACGAUAAAUGUAAAACAAAAGUUAUUUUAACACUACCUGAUUGCAGUAGAAAAUUAGCAAGAGAAUGUCACUUAAAGAUGUGUUAUUUAUUAUUGCCCAGUGGUAUCAUUUCUCAGAAAUCCAGGUAGUACAGUUCAAUUUCUGUUUAUGCGGCUAAGCGAACUGUUUGUAAUCUGGAAUACUAAUAAGCAGCUGACAAUUUGUUUGUAAGAGCCAUAUUGAACCUCUUUCUCAGUAAAGUUUGGCUGUGUAGUAAAAAGAAUUCUUUAAAUUAGAAUUUGAGUUCCGCAAUAAUUCAUUAUUAUAGGUUGAUUAUGAAUCUGAUGUAUCUGUGUCACCCUUAAAGUGAAAGUCAAUCCUAGCGUUAUACAAACGCUAGGAUUGCGGUAAAUCCGGCACGGCGCCCAUGGGAGCCGGAUUUACUGCACGGCUAUUGGCUAAGAGGUGAAAACGUCACCUCUUAGCAACACAUUUUUUAGCCGUGGGCUGCUGUAGCAGCUAAGAAUCGCGAUCGGUUGAAACAAAUAAAGGAGCUUUCUACAUGAAGUAUCUAAUACUUCAUGAAUGAAAGUGCCCUUUAUUUGUUGCAAUAGUCAAUCCUAGAGUUUGUACAACGCUAGGAUUUACUUUCCCUUUAAACACACACAAACUAUAUAUAAAUGUCCCAGUAACAUUUAACUUUUUGAAGGGAAACCAAUACCUUAAACUGUCAACUUUACACACAGACAUUUUAAAAAUUCUAGAUUAUCAUUUCUAUUUAUAAUUUAAAAAAAGAUGUUCACCAAGAAAUAAGUCUCUAUAAAUGAAAUGACUGUAUCUGUCAGACUAAAUAUUUUCUUAAUAUUGAAUUUUUAUAUCAAUGUACAGGGUGCUAUGAGGUAAAAUAAUGUAAGUUGGAGAUUCUUUAAUUAAUUUUGUAUUAUAUACGUACACAUAUAUAGAGGUUUGUAUGUUAUGAUAUAGAACACUCCUAGCCCUUAUUUAAAUCAUAGAUGACGUUAAAUACCCUGAAGAAAAUUUGCACUUAUUUUUUAUUAUGAGACCCUUGGGGAAUAUCAGGUUUGAUGAAAUAAACAUUUUUAUAAGGAA
Molecule: messenger RNA, 4733 nt
Organism: Bombina bombina (fire-bellied toad)
Lineage: Eukaryota; Metazoa; Chordata; Amphibia; Anura; Bombinatoridae
Gene: IARS2
Product: isoleucyl-tRNA synthetase 2, mitochondrial
Biological process (GO): isoleucyl-tRNA aminoacylation
Cellular component (GO): cytosol
Molecular function (GO): ATP binding; isoleucine-tRNA ligase activity; aminoacyl-tRNA deacylase activity
Source: RefSeq, a predicted model, not a curated record